Molecule: messenger RNA, 2329 nt
Organism: Megalops cyprinoides (Indo-Pacific tarpon)
Lineage: Eukaryota; Metazoa; Chordata; Actinopteri; Elopiformes; Megalopidae
Product: leiomodin-2-like
Exons: 3
Coding region: 262-2055 (597 amino acids)
Biological process (GO): myofibril assembly; muscle contraction; pointed-end actin filament capping
Cellular component (GO): striated muscle thin filament; myofibril
Molecular function (GO): tropomyosin binding; actin binding
Source: RefSeq, a predicted model, not a curated record
CCAUCUCAGAGGAGUACACCUAUAAUGCUCCUCGGGCCGAGCUGGGCUUUUUUUGGGCAUGAACAAUAUGUCGCGGACCUGCUGACAGGCCACACUGAGACUGCCCGGGGGUGAGCUCACUCUCUUUUUUGCUAAACCCAUCUUGUUGACUCCUGCUUCCCAAAAAAGCAACGGCAUCAUGGGCGGACGCAUUGUUCCGGCGCCCCUGCGAUGAUCCCCACCCCCCUUUUAAAGGCUCGCCCCGCCAGCUGAGGAGAUUAGAUGAACUGCGCGGAGACGCUCGCUCGCGCAAACCCCCAGGCGACUGACUCACCUCCUAUCCCCCUUCUCUCGAGCGAGAGUCCGUGGCUGAGAGACAGGAACGCCAUGAGUAUGUUCGGGUACCGCAAGGAGCUGGACAAGUACGAGGACCUGGACGAGGAUGAGCUGCUGGCAUCCCUGACGGCGGAGGAACUCCAGGAGCUGGAGAAGGAGCUGGCGGACAUCGAGCCGGACAGCAACGUUCCCAUCGGGCUGAGGCAGAGGGACCAGACGGCCAAAACACCGACGGGCACCUUCAGCAGGGAGGCUCUGCUAAAGUACUGGGAGAAUGAGACCCGCAAGCUGCUGGAGGAGGAGAGGAUGGGAUCCAGUCCCAAACAGGACAAUGAGGCAGAGGAUGACAAUGAUAAAAGUGAGGAAGAAUGUGUGACAGAGAGCAGUAGCGAGACCUCAGAGGAAGAAGAGAGUGAAAAAGAAGAGGAUGAGGAGGAGGAAAAUGAAGAAGAGGAGAGUGAGCAAGAGGAAGAUGAGGCUGUUACCGAAGAUGAAGAAGGCGAUGGAGAUGAAGAUCGACAAGCAGAAAACUCAAAAGAAGACGAUUUGAAAAGGUCCAGUCCCCAGCACGGUCAGAACAUCUGCAAUGGUCUGUCAAAAAAUCUGCCAAAACAGGAGGAGGAGCAUGUUAAAAAAGCACCGCCCAUUGCUAAUGGAGAUCCAGAAAUCAAGGUGACACCCAACAGGCCCUGUGGCAACCCCACCGUGGUCGACGAGUGCCUGGAGAAGAUACUCAGCAACGAUGCCGACACGACCGAGGUCAACCUGAACAAUAUUGAGAACGUUUCCCAGGAGACGCUCAUACGCUUUGCAGAGGCCCUGACGACCAACACGCACGUGCGGGUCUUCAGCCUGGCCAACACCCGCGCGGACGACCAGGUGGCGUUCGCCAUCGCCAAGAUGCUGCGGGAGAACAGCUGCGUGACCAACCUCAACAUCGAGUCCAACUACAUCACGGGGAAGGGCAUCCUGGCCCUCAUGAGGGCCCUGCAGCAGAACAGCACCCUCACGGAGCUCCGCUUCCACAACCAGCGGCACAUCUGCGGGGGCCAGGUGGAGAUGGAGAUCGUCAAGCUGCUGAGAGAAAACACCACUCUGCUGAAACUGGGGUACCAGUUCGACCUGCCGGGCCCCAGGAUGAGCAUGACCAGCAUCCUGACCCGGAACCAGGACCGCCAGAGGCAGAAGCGCCUGCAGGAGCAGCGGCUGCUGGGGGGUCCGGACGGGCCAGCCAACCCCAGGACCACCGCCCUGCAGAGGGACACGCCCGCCUCGACCCCGCGCGGAUCGCCGCGGAGCUCCCCGUGGUCGUCGCCCAAGCUGCCGCGGCAGGACACGGCGAGGAAAAAUGCCCCGCCGGCGCCCCCUCCGCCCCCUCCCCCGCCUCCCCCGCCGCCGCCGCCCCCGCCCCCUCCUCCUUCCCGACCCGCUCUGGAGAAGAGGAAGCCGACCAGGAAGAUCGCGGAGGUGAUCAGGCAGCAUGAGCAGAGCAGGAAGCAGCAGGCCAGCCAGCCCAAAUCCAAGGUCAGAAAAGGCAAAAAAGGAGCGCCGAAGGAGAAGGAUGCCAACAUCCUCAAGGAACUGAAAAACGCCCUGCGUCCCAUUUCUGACAAACGGACAGAGGACACAUCCCGGCCGUCGACGCCUCAACGCUCGGCCCACGAUGACCUCAUGGCUUCUAUUCGCUCAAGCAGCAUCAGACAACUCAGAAGGGUGGAAGUUCCACUUUAUCUACGGUAACCGGACUGUGACACAAAGGCUGGACUAACGGGAUAUAUACAUGUUGUGCAUAAACAAGCACGUCAUCCCAUGGGAACGGUACUUGAUUUUUUUUUUUUUCCUUGGAAGACAUUAAAUAAUUUGCACUGCAGUUUUGUGUUUAUACUUCAGUUAAGAUAAAAAAUAUACAUAUUAAAAAUUACUUUUGUAUAAAGACCAGUUUAUUUAUGAUAUAUUUUAACAGAAUACCAUUUUUGUUUUUGUUUUUGUUUUUCCUGUGGUACGAUCAUAAUUU